Molecule: messenger RNA, 1671 nt
Organism: Rubroshorea leprosula
Lineage: Eukaryota; Viridiplantae; Streptophyta; Magnoliopsida; Malvales; Dipterocarpaceae
Source: the annotation of a GenBank genome assembly
CCGAUGACUGCUUCUUUCUUCCUCGAUUCAGAUAUCCAGCGACAGUAAUAGAGGAAAGCUAGGGUUCCUGCAUCUCUCCGAUCUCAGCUUCAUUUUCUGGCGACCUUAGAGGUAGCUCCGGCUCAUCUCUAGCAAUCCAGAUCAGUUCGAGUUCAUCUUCCAAAAGCUUCGGUCAUCCUUCGGUGUUCUUCAGAAAUCCAGAUCCAACCUUCAGAAGCGUGAGACUUCUUCUCUGAUUCCGGUGCUUCUUCGACAGUUUUUACAGUCCGACCCUCUCUUCUUUGUCAGUAAAAUCUCUUUGAACUCAGCAUUUUCGCAUUUAAGUUCCUUUUCUAGCUAUACAUUUCGUUGGUACAUUUUUUAUUCCUCUUGAUUCCAGAUUAGAAGUGUUAGGGAGCAGAUGAGGUUAGGGCGUGCUGUACCGGAUUUGGUUUCGCUGGGCAACCCCUGCCCCAAUUAGACUUUCUAGGGUUUCUUGCCCAAUUUUCUGGCAAUUUAGCUGAUAAAUAUUGUACAGAAUUUCUUGGUGGCUGUUAAUUUUGGACCUCUGGGAGUGUGUUAUUCUGCUUCUGAACAAGAAAUGCAAUAGCACUCAAUGUCAAUCCCUCAAAUAAUUUCUCAAUUAUGAUUUAGCAUGAAUAAGUUUUAUUUUAUUAGAUUGAUAGUAUGUUAUAUAAUCCAGUAAUUAUUUGAGAAGUAUGCAAUGAGAAUAGUUGGAAUUAGUUUGUUUUUUUUUUUUUCUUGUAAAUGCUCAUCUCAUUGCUUACUAGUUAUGGAAUACAAAUAUAUGGAAUUGAUCUAUUUGAAAAAUUAGUUAGCAAUCUGGUGAAUGAAUUCAAUGAACUUUUAAUGAAUUAAAUCUAAGAUAAAAAGGUAAAUUGUACAGGUGAACCUGUCUGAUCACCAAAUCAGAAAUGGCAGCAUCAAGAUUUGGGGGAAGCAUUUUGAAAUAUGCAUAUCAUCUAAACCUUACCAAUACAACUCCUGCACAGUUCUGUUUCUCCAGAGGCUUCUCUUCUACCUUGUUUGUCAAAGGUAUAUCUUUUAAAGCCACAGAGUUCACUUUAGCUGAGUCAUUUUCAAAAUUUGGCAAAGUAAUUGAAGCAAAGGUAAUAAUGGAUAAAAAUAAAAAGAGAUCUAAAGGUUAUGGGUAUGUGAGCUUUGCUACAGAGGAGGAAGCAAGUAGGGCUUUGACAGAAAUGAAUGGGAAGUUAUUAGAUGGACGAGUCAUCUUUGUAGACAAAGCCAUGGAUAGGCGAAAAUUACGAGAUGCCAACAAGUUAAUAGCAAAUUUAAUUGGGGGCACGCCAAAUGAAGGCGAAGUAGAGAAGAAGUAAUGAACCUGUGACGAAUUUGAAUAGCAUUUCGCCACACGAAUUUGAAUGGUUUUAUCUCAUGCCUGAGUGUGAACACAUUUUCAAGAAAGUAUUUGGCCAUAAGAAUGGGAAAACAGGUUCUUGUUGCAUCUCUAAAAAAAAUUCAUAUGUAGGGCUGAUCAUGAAAAUCUGUCAUCCCUUCAAGUAACUCAUGUUGCAGAUUCCCUUCAUCACUAAGAUCUGCCAAGUAGCUCCUGAUGGUAAGAAUGAGAAGGAUGGUCAGAAUUGAUUGUACCCUUCAGUUUUCCUCUUUCUCAAAUUUGGCUAUUAAUGGAGAUAAAAAUUUAUCAAUUGU